Manihot esculenta (cassava) is the source of this 1613-nucleotide messenger RNA. RefSeq lists its product as uncharacterized. Gene Ontology annotation, molecular function: zinc ion binding. NCBI's taxonomy places the organism in Eukaryota, Viridiplantae, Streptophyta, Magnoliopsida, Malpighiales, Euphorbiaceae. The record is from RefSeq and is a predicted model, not a curated record. The coding region runs from base 227 to 1195 and encodes 322 amino acids. The transcript has 7 exons.
GGACAUUUUUCGCUUUUCUUUGUAUUUCUGACACGCCUGACGCUUUCCUUCCAUUUCCACUGCUGAAACUGAAACUGAAACUGAAACACAGUGGGAGGUAAUUGGUUUCUCCUCGAAGAGAGACUUAAAAUUCGGGGGUUUUAACUUAACCUCCAUUAAUGAAAAUUCUCAAUUUCUCAAUCUAAUUUCUUAAUUAUUUUAAUUUCAUCCUCUCCCUCUAUUUCCAAUGGCCGAUGUUUCUGAUUCUUCUUCUCUCAUCCCUCCCUCUCCGAUCACCGAGCCCACCGAGAUCGAUCUUGAGGCCGGCCCCGGCGACCAAAUUCAGUGUCGAAUUUGCCUUGAAACUGACGGUAGGGAUUUUAUAGCCCCGUGCAAAUGCAAAGGAACGUCGAAGUAUGUGCAUCGGGAAUGUUUGGACCAUUGGCGAGCUGUGAGGGAGGGGUUUGCAUUUGCUCAUUGCACAACCUGCAAGGCCCCUUACCAUUUGAGAGUUCAUGUUGCUGCCGAUAGGAAAUGGAGAACUCUGAAAUUUAGGUUCUUUGUGACUAGAGACAUAGCUUUUAUAUUUCUGGCUGUUCAGCUUGUCAUUGCUUCACUUGCAUAUUUGGUGUAUUUAAUCGAUAGUUAUCAGCAUUCUUGGCUUCGACAUGCAUGGGGCUUGGAUAAUGAGCUUAGUUUCUAUUACAUAUGCGGAGCACUUUUGUUUUUUGCUUUGCUGGGGCUAUCUGGGUGCUUCAUUACUUGUUAUGAUCGAAGAGUUCGCAGUGAUCUGGCUCAGCCUUGCCGAGAAUUAUGUCUUUGUUGCUGUCAGCCUGGAAUGUGUGCAGACUGCCAUUUACCUGGAACUCUUUGUAUGUGGACCGACUGUACCACUUGCUUUGAAAGCUGUGCAAGUGCAGCUGGUGAAUGUGGUUGCUUGGGAGGUGCUGGUGAAGCAGGGUUACCGUUAUUAUUUAUAAUGGCUUUGAUUGUGCUGGGACUUUUUACAGUGAUUGGUAUAUUCUAUAGUGUUUUAGUAGCUACUAUGGUUGGACAACGAAUUUGGCAACGGCAUUAUCACAUACUUGCAAAAAGGAUGCUAACAAAAGAAUAUGUCGUGGAGGAUGUUGAUGGUGAGAUGACGGGAUCUGAUUGGUCUCCUCCACCUCUCCCACCCGAGCAUGUUCAGCAGUUGAAAAAUCUUGGUCUGUUAUGAGCAAAGGAGGUGAUAUCAUUGAUCACAGGAAUAACAUACUGUAGAGAUGGACCGGUAAUCUAUUUUGGUAGGUCAGUCUAUACUGCGAGCCUUUGGACUUUUACUUAGUAUGAAAAUGCCUAGGUAAGACAAUACCAGAGGCGCUUUGAUGUUGUUCAGAUUACAUUUUACAAAUUUUCAAAGGAUAAUUUGCUAAAAGUUCCUGGUAUUGUCGCAAUACUUCUGUGAGUAAAGAAAACUGAAACAAGUUGUCCUGAAAGUAACUAACAAAAGGUGUUUCAUCAUCUAAUCUAUUCCUAUGUUUGUAACCUAUUGCGGAAGAAAAAAAGAAUGAUGCUGUGUAAUAUUGGUUUAAGGCAUAAACCAUUGCUUGUAAUAUUUUGUUUGGUAUUCUGAAAUCAGUUUCUUAAAUUAUGCA